Molecule: messenger RNA, 471 nt
Organism: Exophiala viscosa
Lineage: Eukaryota; Fungi; Ascomycota; Eurotiomycetes; Chaetothyriales; Herpotrichiellaceae
Exons: 1
Coding region: 1-471 (156 amino acids)
Source: RefSeq, a predicted model, not a curated record
AUGGAUGCCAUGUUCAUCGUUGCGUGCGCUCGACGUAAGAUCAACAACCUCGACGGUCGAUUGACAACCUCUCCGGACGUCGACUGGACCAGCGGCCGUUUCGCUGGUGCGACAGUGCUCUACUUGCUCUGGGGUAUUGUGUACGCCAGCUAUUUGAUCAGUGCCAAUUGGGUUGUUGGGGCGCUGAGCAACGACCCUGCACGUUGUGCCAUGUAUUCGGGGUUCGCCAAGGGCACAGCAUCUCUCGGCCUGUGCAUCUGUUUCAUCCUAGACACCAAGAAUGUCACCUACAUGACCCAGGUUAUCAUGCAAUUCGUUCUGUACGGCAUCGGCUCCCUGGCUUUGAUUUACAUGAUUAUUUAUCAUGUCAAAGACACCAAUUACUUCCUUGAGGAACAUGACAUCGUUCCUACUCACGUGGUGGAAGAGGCUGCCGCCAAAUCACACGAGGGGCUGAGACCAUCGACAUGA